This is a messenger RNA of Phaedon cochleariae (mustard beetle), 556 nucleotides long. Lineage: Eukaryota; Metazoa; Arthropoda; Insecta; Coleoptera; Chrysomelidae. The record is from the annotation of a GenBank genome assembly.
CAGACUUUCUGUAUUUACAACGGUAUCGGUUCUGUUCUAGGUUGUUAUGUGUGGAUUACCAGCCAAGAAAAGAGUGCCGUGACGUGUUUAUAAAAUCGAAAUUGUGUUAGUGUGCCGUGAUAAAAUUAGAGCAUCGCGUUCGUAUUGCGAGCGAUUUUUUCGAAUCGGGAUGAGUAAAAAUUCAUCGGCCAUGCCUCCCCCGUACGGGAUAGUGCCCCCUGCUGCUCCCCCUAGUUACGCGCAGGCUGUUGGGGGGGUGGCCCCAUCUAGCCCGUAUGUGCCCAACCAUUCCUUCACGAAAGGACCAGAAAUAGUCACGACAGUAGUACCGGUGGGACCCAACCCGACACAUAUGAUAUGUCCACAUUGCCGAGCUGAAAUUGACACCUCCACCAAAUCUACCCCAGGGUUGAUAGCAUACAUUUCCAGUGGGAUACUUUGUAUGAUCGGGUGCUUUUUGGGCUGUUGUCUCAUACCUUGCUGCCUAGACAAAUGUAUGGAUGUCUCACACAAAUGCCCGAACUGUGACAACUACCUCGGAACUUAUAAACGAUAG